CACUCCUCUCUCUCGUCUCCUCACUCGCCGCCGCCGCCGGCGCUCUCACCCCACUCGCCGCGCUCGCUCGCCCCGCCCUACCCCAGCCGAUCGACCGCACCCCACACCACCGCGGGUCUCGCCUCGCCUCAAGCCAUGGGGAAGAGGAAGGACCACUACGAGAUCCUGGGCGUGCCCAAGGCGGCCACCGCCGGCGACAUCAACGAGGCGUACCACAAGCGGAGCGCGCUCAAGUGGAAGGAGGCGGAGCGGGGGUUCCAGCGCCUCACCACAGCCCACAAGGUUCUCAGUGACCCGCUGAGGCGCCCGCUCUACGACAAGCACCUGCGCGCCGAGGAGAAGCUCAUGGGGAAGGCGCCGCCGCCGGCCGCAUCCACGGGUGUGGCACUGGAAAGGGUGGUACGUACAGGCCGGAAGGGCGCAGCUUUGGGCAGGGAGGUUGCGGUUGCGGGCACCGGCGGCAGGCAAAAUGCAGACCGGACGGGCGGAGGCGCCAAGCGUGGCCUUCGAAGCUCAACGGGGAAGGCCAGCGGGAACGGCAAGCGCUCGCGAUGCCUAACGGACGGCGCGACAGAUGCGACGGGAGCACACGCGUCGACUACGUCCUUUUCCACCGGCCGUAGCACCUUUGAGAUGUCUGUGAAGUACACGAAUGAGUACUACAAUGAGGAGAAUUGUUCAUCCUUCGACGGCGAGCCAUUCUGCCCCACCGACCAUAGCACCUUCAAGGCGGCCGUGAAGACCAUGAAUGAGUACUACGAUGAGGAUGAGAACCUUGGGUUGUGCGUGUACGAGGAAGAAGGCGUGCAGGAUGACUAUGGCAACCAUGCCGGGGUUGGCAAUGAUGAUACCAGGGUUUGUGAUGACCUCAUCAACGGUGAUGACGUGGAAGGGGGCAUGCCGUAUGCAAAAUACGAUGAUUGCGGGGGUGGUGAUCACAACUAUGGCGACCAUGGCGGGGCUGGCAAUAAUGAUGAUACCGGGGUUUGUGAUGACUACUACGACAAUGCUGCGGGGGGCUUUGACAAUGGCUACUACGACGGUGAUGCUGGGAAUGGAGCUGAUGACUGGUGGUAGUGAUCCAGGGCAAGACCUCUUUGAAAUGUGAGAAGGAAGUCCCAAGUCGUGGAGUUGAGAUGAUGUGCAAGUCUCUAUCUACUUUGCUAGUUCUUAUGUUACCUAAUUAUCGUAGCUAGCUUCGGAUUUACCACUUUUCUGUAUGAUAAGCUAGGAAAUCAGUCUUCUGUAUGGGGAAUCUUAAGCAAUAUCAUGUACCCUGCUUGUGAUAAAGGUAUUGCUAAAUGCUAAUGUACAUUAUAAUUGGCAUAUGUUUCUUCAUUGCUCA
This is a messenger RNA of Triticum dicoccoides, 1345 nucleotides long. RefSeq names its product chaperone protein DnaJ-like. Gene Ontology annotation, cellular component: cytoplasm; nucleus. Gene Ontology annotation, molecular function: protein-folding chaperone binding; protein folding chaperone. The transcript has 4 exons. NCBI's taxonomy places the organism in Eukaryota, Viridiplantae, Streptophyta, Magnoliopsida, Poales, Poaceae. The record is from RefSeq and is a predicted model, not a curated record. The coding region runs from base 136 to 1077 and encodes 313 amino acids.